Podarcis muralis (Common wall lizard) is the source of this 3037-nucleotide messenger RNA. Lineage: Eukaryota; Metazoa; Chordata; Lepidosauria; Squamata; Lacertidae. The record is from RefSeq and is a predicted model, not a curated record.
CGCAAAGUGGAGGAGGCUUUGGCGGGGGGAGUUGCUCUGCUUGCAGAAGUGGGGGGGGGGAAGACUGACAGUUAAGAGCAGCCCCCCCAAGGACAGCAUGGCCGGAGUGUGGAAAGGCGCCUGAAGAUUGGAAUCUUGAGCUCCCUGAGGAUUGGCGUUCUACUUUAAAAGAAAGGAAGGAAAGAAGACGUUCCGGGCUCGUUCUCUCCUGUCCAUCAUCACCAUGUUUGGCUCGUCCCGAGGGGGGGUGAGAGGAGGGCAGGACCAGUUUAACUGGGAAGAUGUAAAGACGGACAAACAAAGGGAAAACUACCUAGGGAACUCCUUGAUGGCACCUGUAGGCCGGUGGCAGAAGGGGAAGGAUCUCACGUGGUACGCCAAGGGGAAGAAAGGUGACGCACCUCUCUCCCGGGAGGAUGAGCUGGCUGCAGUCCGGCGGGCAGAAGAGGAGGCCAUGAUGGCAGCCUUGGGUUAUAAGAACGUGAAGAAGCAGCCGACAGGACUAAGCAAAGAGGAUCUUGCCGAGGUCUGCAAACGUGAUGGAGCAGAGCGUGAUGAGAAGGCGGUGGAUCGUGUGUUGGGCCUGGGGAGUUCGAGGUGUGACGCAAGCAGGAUGAUGUUUUCCAAAGAAGACAAAGAAGCUGCCAAAAUGGGCCUUUCAGUCUUCACGCACCAUCGAAUAGCAAGCAGCCCAGAGGCUUCGGCUACCAAAAAGAAACCGGAUAAAGAAGAGGAAACGGGAGCCGCAGAGCCAGAGCCCAGCAAGAAACCCAAAAAGAAGAAAGAGAAGAAGAAGAAGAAGCACAAGAAAGAAAAGAAAAAAGAAAAGGAGAAGCAUCGUAGAAAAAGAGAAGAUUCUUCCUCUUCCGCCUCCUCUUCUCCAGACGACAGAGAGAGAAAGAGACGACCCGCCUCGCCUCCCGAGCGCCAUCCAUCAUCCUCCCAGCAGGCUGGAGCCAGCCGCCGUGACAGCCAUUCAUCACCCGCCCAGGAAGAACAGAAACCACCCAGCAGGUGGCGCCGCAGCCCAGCCUCCUCCAGCAGCAUCAAGGAAGGGACCCCCGACAGCCGACCAGCCACAAAGACACAGGCCCCCAGCCGCGGAAGGAGGGAGUGUCGAAGCCGCAGCCGGUCCCCGUCUCCUAGGGGCAAAAGCACCGGGCCCCACAAGCGGCGGAGGAGCAGGUCCCCCACAUCUCGGGGAGCCAAGAGGAGGCACGACACGGAUUCCGACGACUGAGCCUUCGUCUGAAACCAAAGAGGCUGUGGCGUUUGUUUUGGGGCCUCUCUCCUUAGCUGCUAACUGGAUCAAAGUCACGGCUAAUGCAAAUGUCCCAGAGGCCCUUCUGGAGUCUAGCAGGAAAUCAGGAAGCCACCCCCACAAAUAAAUGUUUGUACCUUAAAUGGCUUUGUGAGAAACGCACCUCAGAGUUUAGGCAGCUGCCUAAACUUUGAAAAAAGUAGAGCAGUAGAAUUGAUAACUCUUCCGACAAGGGUUUUAAAACGCUAGGAGCGAAACUUUUGAGUUGCGCAGAGCUCUUUUUCGGACAUAGUUUUUUUUUUCAAAAGGGGGGCGAUAAAUGUCCAGAGCAGCUCGUGUGUGCGAAACCAUAGGAGAAAUGUAAAAAGCAGACAUGAUAUUGAUGUGUUACACACACAUACACUCAGUCCAAAACGACAACGACAACUGUUAGGAGGGUUGUGUGGGGUAGAUCGGAAUGCUUUAUCAGUACAGAGGCUGUACUGCUGCAGAAACGCCCCUCUCAAGCUCAUGAAGCCUAGUUUGCUGGAAGCAGACCAGAGUGGCUGGGGCAGCCCAGUAAGAAGGGCAGGGUAUAAAUAAUAAAAUUAUUAUUAGUAGUAUAUGACAUAAAGAAGUAGGAUUCUAAGCCGCCCAGGUUCCUUUUUGUUGAUGCAUGUGCAUCAGCAACAAAGAACCUUGUGCUGGCUUGAAGACUAAAUGCAUUUAUUGCGGCUGAAACCUUUGCCAGGCGCAUGAAAUGGCCCCCUCGACAUGUAGGCUAUGUACCUGCAUCUGAAAAAGGCACACCCACUGAUGAGAUCCCUUUGUAUAACUGUUGACAAAGGGGGCUCUGACCCACAAGCCCCCAAAACGCCACACAAUAAAGGUGUUAACGACAGACCCACAUCCUGCAUUUAAAGCGCAUGUGAUGCGCAUUUAAAGCGCAUGUCUCUCCCCCCCCCAAGAAUCCUGGGAACUAACUUGUUAAGGAUGCUGGGAAUUGUAGCAGCUCUGAGUGGGGAAACUACCACUACAGUAGUUAUUUAUAAUAAAAACAAAUAGACAUGUACAGUACUUUAAAUGUGCAUUGGGUGUCCUUUAAAUGUUUGGUGUGGACCUGCAAUUAUAGUCUUUGAAGGAGCAGGUAGUCCUUGGUUUUGCUGCAGCAGGGUUACUCGGUUACCUGUCCCAGCCCAAAGCGUGUUGUCUCCUUUCACUUACACGGCAAAGUAGGGCCUUGCCUAAUGUUCGUUCCCUAAGGUUUGCAAAAGAUCACUGGAUCGCCAGCUCCUGCAGCCAUGCUUAUAUUGGGGCUGAGCCACACUGCUGUCACAACUGCUUAACCUGGGCGGAGCUGGGGCGCUAGCAAGGUGGGCACCAUGCAUGUGCCAAUAGAUUCGCCUCUGCCAGUCCGGCCCUCACCUCGGUGUAACCACAGAGCCUUGCCAUUCUCUCCUGUCCAGGUAAGCAGCAACGAGAUGGCAGGGAUUGGGCGAGGGCUGCUCUGUGGCUUUGCCCCAACACUAGCCAGGUCUCAACACACACAAGCAGUCGCAGCAGCAGCAUCUAGAAGUGGCUGCUUGCAUUUCUCUCUGCCAAGGGAGGAAGGGACUGGACCAUUUUCUUAGCGUUUGUAAAACCGGUUUGUUGAAAUCGCCCUGCCGUGCCACCAGCUGUUUGUAUCCUGCCAUUGGUGUUCUUUCUAUCUCUACAGUAUUUUUAGGUUUAUAUAAUGUUCUGCCAAGUAUUGUAAAAUGAAUGAAACCAUUUUUUAAAGAGAGAGAGGGGAAGACA